This is a messenger RNA of Manduca sexta (tobacco hornworm), 1855 nucleotides long. RefSeq names its product phosphate carrier protein, mitochondrial. Bases 143 to 1219 code for a protein of 358 amino acids. Gene Ontology annotation, molecular function: phosphate transmembrane transporter activity. The record is from RefSeq and is a predicted model, not a curated record. Gene Ontology annotation, cellular component: mitochondrial inner membrane. The transcript has 9 exons. Gene Ontology annotation, biological process: mitochondrial phosphate ion transmembrane transport. Lineage: Eukaryota; Metazoa; Arthropoda; Insecta; Lepidoptera; Sphingidae.
AGAUGGCAACACUAAACUAGAGAUUACAUAAUUUCCGUCAUGCGCUGUCAGUGUGCUCACUAUUUCCUUUAACACUGUGCGUCAGGCGCGGUGCGGUGUGUUCACGUUGUGUAGUAGUUUCUAUCGGAUUUAAAACAUAAAUAUGUUCUCAUCCCUGAUGGACGCGGCGCGGAACUCGCCAUUCCGCGGACCGCUCUCUCCCGCGCAGUGCCAGACCUCCACAGUCCCAACUGUACCAACAACACAGAGCGGAAUGGCCGCAUCGACGCCUCAGGGCGACUCCUGCGAGUUCGCAUCACCAAAGUACUUCGCGUUGUGCGGUGUCGGUGGCAUCCUCUCCUGCGGUAUCACCCACACGGCGGUAGUACCUCUCGACCUGGUCAAGUGCCGUCUUCAGGUCGACCCUGACAAGUACAAGAACGUGGUGAAUGGAUUCAAAGUGUCUGUCCGAGAGGAGGGCAUGCGCGGUCUCGCCAAGGGAUGGGCGCCCACUUUCAUCGGUUACUCGCUGCAGGGCCUGUGCAAGUUCGGUCUGUACGAAGUGUUCAAGGUGGGCUACUCUGGCAUGCUGGAUGAGGAGACCGCGUACACUUACCGCACGUUCGUAUACCUCGCCGCCUCCGCCUCCGCUGAGUUCUUCGCUGACAUCGCGUUAUCUCCUUUGGAAGCUGCCAAGGUGCGAAUCCAAACUAUGCCUGGCUUUGCAUCGACGCUGCGUGAGGCGUGGCCCAAGAUGGUGCAGAAUGAGGGCUACGGCACAUUCUACAAAGGACUCGUGCCUCUGUGGGGCCGACAGAUCCCUUACACCAUGAUGAAAUUCGCUUGCUUCGAAAAGACACUCGAACUGCUCUACAAGUACGUGGUGCCGAAGCCCCGUGACCAGUGCACGAAGGGCGAGCAGCUCGUGGUGACGUUCGCGGCGGGCUACAUCGCCGGCGUCUUCUGCGCCAUCGUCUCUCACCCCGCCGACACCGUCGUCUCCAAGCUGAACCAGGACAAGACUGCGACGGUGGGCUCGAUCGUAGGCAAGCUGGGAUGGGCCGGCGUAUGGAAGGGUCUCGGACCCAGGAUUGUUAUGAUUGGUACCCUCACCGCACUGCAAUGGUUCAUCUAUGAUGCUGUCAAGGUAUGGCUCCGAAUGCCGCGCCCGCCGCCCGCCGAGAUGCCGGAGUCCAUGCGCAAGCGGCUCGAAGCCGAGGAGGCCGCCAAGGCGAAGUGAACUCGCGCCCGCGAGACAUACGUCGCAAGUUAUUAGCGCACGCCGGCAACGCGACUCGUGUUCACAAUAUCCAAUCGCCAUUCAUAUUCCUAUUGUAAUUAUUUAGCUAACGCUGCAAUUUAACGGUAGAACCAGUUAAAUUGCGUAGUCUACUAUUGGACUGGACGAGAUUUAAUUGUGAUGUGGGGUCGAGAUUCCAUUCCGUCGUGCGCGCUAAUAACGUUGUGUGGCACAUUAUGCGAUAGGGACGAUUUUAUUUCUAUAUGUAUCCGAUAUUGGUAUGAUAUUGACAUAAAUUGAUAUUAAAUAUAUUUAGCGGCUCGUCCCGCGUCGUGUAAUGUUAGAUAAAUUGUUCCAAAUAACAUGGUUAGGGUAAGUGAUUGGCAACGAGACGCGAGUGGAGCUCAACAUAACAUUUGAAGCCUUUGCCCAACCUUAGUUACGAUCCUGCAAACAUCGCAUAGAACCUUGUGAUUACCAUUUAACAGUAUGUUACAUAAGUAAAAUAAAUAAUCAUGUUAAUUUAUUUUAAAAAUAAAGCAUAUUUUAUUUAUUAUUUUUUUCGUUUAUCUCUAUGUACAUAACCUGUGUAAUUGGUGUUUAUGAAUAGUUAACACAAUAAAGUUGCUAGAAUCA